This is a messenger RNA of Salmo salar (Atlantic salmon), 606 nucleotides long. Lineage: Eukaryota; Metazoa; Chordata; Actinopteri; Salmoniformes; Salmonidae. The record is from RefSeq and is a predicted model, not a curated record.
AUGUCGGAUCCGGGAACCGCUACAGGCACUCAUGCCUCCGCCGGAUCGCCGGGCUCCCCUGCCUCCGCCGGUCUGUCAGGUUCCCGCGCCCCAGCUGACUCGACAGGUUCCCGCGCCCCAGCCGGUCUGUCAGGUUCCCGCGCCCCAGCUGCCCCUCACCAAGCCUCCAGACCCCUCACCAAGCCCCUAGCCAAGCCUCCAGACCCCUCAUCAAGCCUCCAGACCCCUCACCAAGCCCCUAGCCAAGCCUCCAGACCCCUCACCAAGCCCCUAGCCAAGCCUCCAGACCCCUCACCAAGCCCUAACCAAACCCCUCACCAAGCCCCUAGCCAAGCCUCCAGACCCCUCACCAAGCCCCUAGCCAAGCCUCCAGACCCCUCACCAAGCCUCCAGACCCCUCACCAAGCCCCUAACCAAGCCUCCAGACCCCUCACCAAGCCCCUAGCCAAGCCUCCAGACCCCUCACCAAGCCCCCUAGCCAAGCCUCCAGACCCCUCACCAAGCCCCUCACCAAGCCUCCAGACCCCUCACCAAGCCCCAAGCCAAGCCUCUAGACCCCUCACCAAGCCCCUAGCCAAGCCUCCAGACCCCUCACCAAGCCCCUAA